Molecule: messenger RNA, 657 nt
Organism: Auanema sp. JU1783
Lineage: Eukaryota; Metazoa; Nematoda; Chromadorea; Rhabditida; Rhabditidae
Source: the annotation of a GenBank genome assembly
AUGAACUCAUUUUCGUGGAAGAUAAAAUUACUACUUCUCCUACCCUUUAUGGUAGCUGUUACCGCUGAUGGUAUUAUAAUUACAUUUUUAAAAAUUAAAAUCAAACUAAUUAGAAUAGAUUUCCGAGUAGGAAAAUGUGACUCUCAGCGAUAUCCAGCCUCUUGGUUACUAACAUCAGCAACUGGUAUUACUAAUUGGGCAACUGCUAGUUAUCCUCUUGGAGGAAAAAAUUUCUGUUUAGAGGGAAACCAUACUGAGAAAACUGUAAAAGUUGCUUAUCAUGUUGACACCCAAGCUGAACUUGUUUCCAGAACUAUUGAGUUAACUUCUGAUAAUCCAAACAAUCUAUGUGUCACUGAUGAUCCCCGUAUCCAAUACUGUUUUGCAUUUUGUGAGGAGGAACGACAGAAACAGGUGAUCAAUAAUGCCUUAGCAUCCGGUAAUUUGACUGUGGUGGCAAGCAAAAUUGCUCGCGAUGUUCACGACCGACAAUAUGCAGUAACAGUUCUCGAUGUGGACUACAACGACCCGAAUACCAGACUCAAUGUGUCAGUAUUUUUGGAUGCAGCUUGGUGUUCCGUGUACAUUGGCAUCAAUCCCAAUGAAGGAACUCCAUACUUAUACGAGAUACAAGUCGCAAAGAUUCUGAUUCUUUGA